AUGUCGUCCGGUGAUGACGGAUCGGUUGACAUUGGGCGCAGUGCACCCAGUACUCGCGAAGCAGCGUUAUCGAGAUCCCAGCCGUUGCCGAUCGGUCCUAGCCGCUCAACAACUCCACCACCCCGAGCCCAAAGUGCAUUCCCACUCGGCCACCCAACCACCCCUACAAACCCCUCGGCUAUGGAUGUCGACCCGACUCCCCGUGCCGGAGCCAUGACUACACCUCCGCGUCGACCUCUCACAUCCGCACCGGGCUCUUCCGCCGUCGUUCGUCCCUUGACCCCCGGUUUCCGUCCCUUUCAUCCCGAAUCGACACCUCUCCAUCCUAGCCCCGCCAACGAUAACAAACCCAUCCUCGUCGCAUCGACUGCACCUACAACCCCAACUCGACCUACCUCCAUCUCGAGCCCCAUGGAAUGCAUCACGAUCGAAUCCUCCCCUCUCGGCCCGAGUCCGUCCCAACAAGCCCCUUUCCCAACCCCUCCUCCCGCCUCUGGCUUCAGCAACAACCAAUCCUUCAUCCCUUUGAGCGGUAACAUCUCCACACCAACUUCAACCGUCGUUUCCCCCGGAACCGUUCGAACAAAAGAACAAAUCGAAGCUCAAAGGCUCGCUGCUCAACGACGACAAGCCGAAGUCGCUGAAAGGAAGGCUCGGGAACAGGCGGAGAAACAACAUCGGGAAUUGGCGCAAAAGUCACUCGCCGAAUGGGGGCAUCGGAUCAGUCCAAGGAGGGGGCAGAUGAAGAUUGAGACGUCGGCCAACAGCUUCAUUUCUGACUUUGCGGAGAAGGAGAAGGAGACGGUGUGGAGGGAUAAUCCGAUGUGUUCGGACGAGCAGUUGGACGUGUUGAACAAGGUUCGGGAAGGGAGGAACGUCUUUUUCACUGGCUCGGCUGGUGUGGGAAAGUCGUUCUUGUUGCACGAGUGAGUCGAUAACACCGAGCUUCCAGUCGGAUCCUGCUGAUGACUGGCGGGUGAUAUUGGCUGCAGGAUUCGUCGACUGAUCAAGUUUCAAAAACGUGAAUACGCCAUCACCGCACCCACCGGAAUCGCGGCCUUACAAAUCGGAGGAGCCACGAUCCAAUCCUGGGCCGGAAUAGGGAUUGGGAAAGAGAACGUAAUGACCUUGUAUGACAAGUUGGGGAAGGGGAAGAGGAAGCUAUGGAAGGAAACGCAUGUGCUCAUCAUUGAUGAGAUAUCCAUGGUCGAUCCCGAGUUGUUUACGAAAUUGGAUCUGUUGGGCAAGUUGUUGAGGACCGAUAAGAGGCCUUUUGGGGGUUUUCAGAUGAUUGUGUCGGGCGAUUUCUUUCAGUCAGUUCUAUUCUAGGUGAACGAUGGGGAAUGAGGUGAUGCUGACCUCGCUCGCGUAUCGCAGACUACCCCCUGUUCCCGAUUCGCACCCUCAGUGCAUGCGAUGUGGUAGGUUCAUCGCCCACCCUCAACCUCAUCCUCACCACUCACACCUCUCCCACUCCCACUCACAGGCGAAGCAAAUUUCAUCACCAUCCCUCUGACGGAGUCCCACCUGCCUUACGAAGAAGCGCCUAAAGGUGUCCCGGCUUACGAAGUCCGUAAAUGCGUCGAUGGGAAACGGAAUGGAAAGGUUGUCAAGGGGUGUCAUUUGGAAACGAGGGUGCGCAAGUUCACGUUCGAGACCGACGCUUGGGCCGAAUGUGAUUUUCAUGUGAUGGAAUUGACCAAGGUGAGUUAGCUUGCCGUGCCGUGCCGUGCCGUAAACGAGUGGCUGAUUCAUCGGGGUGGUGGGUUGAUAGGUUUUCCGACAAAGUGAUAUGGAGUUCAUUCGCGUGUUGGAGAUGUUCAGAAGGGGGAAAUGUGAUGAUGAGGCGAUCAAGUUGAUCAAGUCGUGUGGGUACGGUCUCGACCCUGCCGCUGCGACGGGGAAUAUCAAAGUAGGGCAUGACCGAUCGGUGGAACUAUGCGAUUAUUUGUUCGAAGGCUGACUCAAGUUUUACACGUAUGAUUUGACAGCCUACAAACCUCUACGCGACCAAGAAAGACGUAGCUAACGAGAACAAGACCAAUUUCGAAAAACUCGGCGGGCCCAUCAUUGAUUACGUCGCCAAUGAUGAGCAGUGGGGAGAGGGAGCGGGGAUAUAUAUGAAGAGAGUCAGUACAACAAAAGCAGUGUUGUGUCGAUCGGAUCAUGCUGACCUUGGUUUUCCUGUUUCCGAUGAUUAGUUGAACGACUGUCCAGCCCCGGAUAAGCUCAGGUUGCGCGUGGGCGCUCAGGUCAUGCUCAUUACCAAUCUGAGCGUUAGCAGUGAGUUCUCACCCCACCCCCAGCGACGAUCGAACAUAUGGAGCCGGAUCUGAAACUCGUUCCCCAAACCUCUGGAUCCCUCAGCCGGACUUGUCAACGGAUCGCGCGGCGUCGUCGUCGAUUUCCUCGACCUCACCCACCCACCCCUGAACGACCCCGACGACCGAGCAGCUCCUCAAGGUCCUGUCAGCCAACGUGACGAAUGGCGUAAGAACGCCGCGAUGGCUUGGGGAGAAAACCAAGCACAUACGAAGUACCCAGUGGUGUACUUCAUUUCGGGGGAGAAACGUGAGUUCUUUCUGGUGCUUUUGAGAUGAGAUGGGCGUCAAGCUAACCGACGUCACCUUGGGGGGAAACUCUUAGGUGUACUGGGUCCUCAUACGUGGACGAUUGAUAUCGACAAAUCCAACUCGAUUUCGAGGUCACAGAUCCCUUUGGCGUUGGCGUGGGCUUUGACGAUGUGAGUCGUUCGGAGCCGGACUGUGCGACGAGCAUGGGCGGCUGACUCGCGGGUGAGAAUUGCGCAGUCAUAAAUCUCAGGGACAGACAUUGGAUGCGGUCACCGUGAGGUUGGACAAGACGUUCGAGAAAGGACAGUGAGUUGUUUUCACUCGUCUUCCCAGUGACUCUGGUACGCUUGCUCAUUCUUUCUUCGUCAUAUAGGGCUUACGUCGCUCUUUCCCGAUGCCGGACCAUCUCGGGGAUGAAGGUCGAUGGCUUUGACCCUCGCAAAAUCAUGGCGCAUCCGACCGUCUUGGCAUUCUACGAUCGGAUAGCUCAGGGCAAACCAUUGCAAGUAGAACCUCUGUUUUUGUUGCUGUGUUCGACGGCCCGCUCCCAUCUAAACAGAACCGAUCCGAACUCCACAGUUUCACCUCCAUUCCCCCACUCCUAAACCCGCUCUACUACGUCCCCGACGACUGUCCCCUAACCUGGCAACUACUCCACAUAUUCGGUCGUCCUUCUGACCCAUUGCCUCAAGGAUCGGCGGUCCUGGCACCGGGUCAAAGACCCCCUUCGGAAGCGGUAGCUCACACUACGACAACAACGAAUGCUUCCCCUUCAACGUCGACCUCUGGAGUGAAUUGCGCGACAGGCUUGUCGGCGUCGAGUUCGUUGAUCGAACUCAAGCCCGCUUUCAUCCCCGUUACGAGGUCCCUCACUUCCACUACUUCAACCACGUCCUCGACCCCUUCUGCAACGUUGACUUCUUCGACAGAUUGGGAACAACACCUGCGCGAAGCCAUUGAUGCCCAUCUCACGACCACCCCGACCUCGGACGACGGAUCACAAGGACCAUCAAGUCGUCAGAGCUUCUUGGAUCGAGCGAAGGAGCUCUAUGACGAAUCGAGGUUGUUGAGGAAGAGGGGAAGGGAAGGGUCUGUCGCUUCCAUCUCUUCCGCGAGUGGUGGAGAGGCGGAUGAGGUGAAAGUGGAGGGGGAGGAGGAAGCGAGACUUAAGCCAAGGUCCAAGAGGAAGAGGCCUCAUAGGGCUGGUAGGUGA
Microbotryum saponariae is the source of this 3786-nucleotide messenger RNA. The record is from the annotation of a GenBank genome assembly. Lineage: Eukaryota; Fungi; Basidiomycota; Microbotryomycetes; Microbotryales; Microbotryaceae.